GGCGGCGGCGGCGGCGCCGGACGGCGGCGGCGACGAUGGAGCCGGGAUACGGCGGCUACGGCGCCUGGAGCACCGGGGCCACGGGCACCCAGGGCUCCUACGGCACCAACGCGAGCAGCUGGCAAGGCUACGAGGGUUACGAGUUCUACCCGGCGCAGAGCUCGGCCCCGGCGGGCGCCUCCUUCAGCUUCGGGGCCGGGGCGGCGCCGGGCGGCUCCUGGGAGGGCCCCAAGGCCGAGCUGGGGCUGGGGGGCGCCGAGGGCUCCGGCGGCGCCGCGCUGGGGAUGGGCCCCGCGGCCGCCUUCGGCCCCGCGGCCGCCUUCGGCCCGGGAGCCGCCUUCGGAUCGGGAUCCGGCGCACCUAGCUUCGCUUCGGGAUCCGGAGCCGCCUUCGGAUCGGGAUCGGGAGCCGCCUUCGGAUCGGGGUCUGGGACUGCCUUCGGAUCGGGGUCUGGAGCCACCUUUGCCUCGGGAUCUGGAGCCGCCUUUGGAUCGGGGUCUGGAGCCGCCUUUGGAUCAGGAUCUGGAGCCGCUUUUGGAUCGGGAUCUGGAGCCACCUUUGGAUCGGGGUCUGGAGCCACUUUUGGAUCGGGAUCUGGAGCCACCUUUGGAUCAGGAUCUGGGACUGCCUUUGGAUCAGGAUCUGGGACCGCUUUUGGAUCGGGAUCCACUGGAUCCACCUUUGGCUCAGGAUCUGGGACCGCCUUUGGCUCAGGAUCUGCUGGAUCCACCUUCGGAUCGGGAUCCGGAGCCGCCUUUGGGUCAGGAUCGGGAUCCACCUUCGGCUCGGGAUCGGGCUCCACUUUUGGCUCGGGAUCGGGAUCCACGUUUGGCUCGGGAUCGGGAUCCACCUUCGGCUCGGGAUCUGGAGCCGCCUUCGGCUCGGGAUCGGGAUCCACCUUCGGCUCGGGAUCGGGAUCCACCUUCGGCUCGGGCUCCGCCUUCGGCCAGGGCUCGGCGCUGGGAUCGUCGGCCGAGGCGCCCGCGCCCAACCCCGACUCCAUCAUCGCCAAGAUCAACCAGCGCCUCGACCUGCUGGCCAAGGAGGGCAGCCCCGGCCCCGAGCAGCACCACAGCUCCUUCCGCUUCGACUCCUUGGGCGCCUUCUCCUCGCGGGACUCUCGGGAUCCCUUCCGGGGGGGCUCGGAGCGGGAGGAUCCCUUCUCCUCUCGGGGGGACCCCUUCGUCCCCGUCGGGGACCCCUCCGCGGGGCCGCCGCGGGGCUCGGGGGGCUCCUCGCGGGGCCGCGGCGCGCCGCGGGGCCGGCGGCCGCCGGAGCCGUUCCCGGGGGCGCCGCGCUGGAGCGAGCCGCGCUUCCCGGCCGGCCGCGGCUCCCGGCCGCCGCCCUCGCUCUUCUCCCGGCCCCUGGAGUACCCCGAGUUCCCCGGGGACUACCCCGAGUACCCCGAGUACCCCGAGUUCCCCGAGUUCCCCCCCGAGUUCCCCGGCGAGCUGGGCCUGGGCCGCGGCGCCUUCGGCCUCAGGAGGAGGGACAGGAUGGGAGCGCUGCCCUGGAACGGCCUGCACCCCGGCCGGCGCCGGGGGCUCCGCGCUCGCUCCGGGGGGCGCUGGGAGCCCGAGGGGCCCCGCAAACGGAAACGCUCCGGGAACAACGACGGCAACGAGCCCGGCGACGACGGCAACGACGACGGGAACGAGCCCGGGAACGGGAACGGCAACGGGAACGGGAACGGGAACGGGAACGGGAGCAGCGAGGAGCCCAAGAACGCCCGCAGCGACAGCGACUCCGAGCACGGGGACGAGGGGGAGGCCGAGGAGAAAUCCUUGGACGAGGCGGACAGAGGAUCGGAGGAGGACGACGAGGAGGCGCGGAAGCGGCGCGAGAAGCAGCGGCGCAGGGACCGCAUGCGCGACCGCGCCAUGGACAGGAUCCAGUUCGCGUGUUCCGUGUGCAAGUUCCGCAGCCUGGAGGAGGAGGAGAUCCAGCGGCACCUGGAGAGCAAAUUCCACCGCGACACGCUGCGCUACAUCGGCACCAAGCUGCCCGACAAAACCGUCCAGUUCCUCCAGGUACCCCCAAAAACCGGGAAUUCUCACGGAAUUUCACAAUUCCAAAAAAAAUCGGGAUUUUUGGGGCUUUUUUCCGGGUGUUUUUAGGCGAAAAUUUGAAUUUUUUUCGGAUUUUUUUUGCAUUUUUUGGGUGUUUUUAGGUG
Messenger RNA from Motacilla alba alba, 2173 nucleotides. Its product is annotated as A-kinase anchor protein 8-like. The record is from RefSeq and is a predicted model, not a curated record. The transcript is spliced from 9 exons. NCBI's taxonomy places the organism in Eukaryota, Metazoa, Chordata, Aves, Passeriformes, Motacillidae. The coding region runs from base 36 to 2117 and encodes 693 amino acids. Gene Ontology annotation, cellular component: nucleus; nuclear matrix. Gene Ontology annotation, molecular function: DNA binding; protein kinase A regulatory subunit binding.